AACACACCAACUUUUUCAAGAGUCCAGUUUCCUUUUCAAUAAAAAAAACCAGGAUUUGUUUUGCUCAUGCAUCAGCCAAAUUUGAUUCAUCCAACAAGUUUGAAUUGGAUAACCACUGAAUCUCAUAACCACUAUAUUUUAGUGCCAAGAUGCACUCUUUAUUCUGUCACAACCUCAAAAUCUCAUACUAAUUGAAUCUUGAUUUGCAUAUUUAUGUUCCUUUGAUGUUUUUUUCAUAAGCCUAAUCAAUAGUUUUAAGAGCCAAGUUACAAACUUUUUGUGUUGUCACAACCUUAAAAUCUCCAUAACUCACAAGUCACAACCAUGAUUAUCAUUAAUUCUGUUUGUCUUUGAUGCAUUUUCUUAGGCCUAAUAACAACAUUUGAUCUAUUUCAGGGCUGCAGAAUGGAACCACUGCUUUGAUUGUCCCAUGUGGUCGGUUACAUCUUCAAUAGUCUUUCUUGUAUUCUACUGUUAUAUAUAUAUAUAUAGGUCUAAAGAGUGUACAUUUUGGCACACAUACAUAAGUACUAUCCUCCAACUCCCUGAAAGGGUAACUCAGAGAGUCAAGAAUGAAUCUUGAAGUUAGUAGGAAAAGGAUAGUGGUUUUUGCAGUGAUUGUGGCAAUGUCAGCUGCAAGAAUCCAUGGUGAAAAAUGUGGUUUUGAGGCCAUCUUCAACUUCGGAGAUUCAAACUCCGACACCGGAGGAUUCUACGCUGCUUUUCCGGCAGAGAGGCUGCCCUUCGGCAUGACAUACUUCCACAAACCAGCCGGUCGAGCCACAGAUGGCAGGGUCGUUGUCGAUUUUCUAGCACAAGCUCUGGGGAUACCAUUCUUGAGCCCCUAUCUGCAGUCAAUAGGAUCAGAUUUCAGGCAUGGUGCCAAUUUUGCAACAUUGGCAUCGACGGUUUGUUUGCCACAGACUUCACUAUUUGUCACAGGAGUUAGCCCCUUUUCUCUUGCUAUCCAGCUCAAUCAAAUGAAGCAAUUUAAGGCCAAAGUUGAUCAACUUCACUCUUCAUCAGGAGAAGAAAGGCUUCCACCACCUACUGUUUUUGGAAAAUCUCUCUACACAUUCUACAUUGGCCAAAAUGAUUUCACUGGGAACUUAGCAUCCAUUGGCAUAAAUGGGGUGAAACAGUAUCUCCCUCAAGUAGUGUCACAAAUUGCUAGCACUAUUAAGGAGAUUUAUGCAAUAGGUGGGAGAGAUUUCUUGGUGCUGAAUCUUGCACCAAUAGGUUGCUACCCUGCAUUCUUGGUGGAGCUGCCUCAGAAUGCCUCGGACAUCGACUCAUUCGGAUGCUUGACCUCUUACAACAAUGCUGUGGUAGACUACAACACUAUGUUGGAGGAAGCAUUGAAGCAGACAAGAAGAGAGAUUGGUGAUGCAAAUGUUGUGUAUACAGACAUACAUUCUGUUAUGCUAGAGCUUUUCCACCAUCCCACUUCUCAUGGGAUGAAGUAUGGGACCAAGGCAUGCUGUGGAUAUGGUGGUGGUGCAUACAAUUUUGAUAAGAGAGUUUACUGUGGGAAUGAGAAGGUGAUCAACGGCCGGACCUUGGUUGCGACCGGGUGUGGUGAUCCAUAUAACUAUGUGAGCUGGGAUGGGAUUCAUGCCACUGAUGCAGCUAACAAGAUUGUUGCUCAUGCUAUGGUCAAUGGCUAUAUUUUUAGGCCACCAUUUUCACUCCAUAAAUUUUUCGAUAUUCAAGGAAUUGAUUAACACCUUUUUCACUCCCUCACUCACUCAAAUGUUGGAGGGAUAUUCAAACAUGUGACUUGCUUUGCAUUUGAAUAUUUUGAACAGCUGAAUGUGUGAUGCAUGUUGAUGAUUAAUGGGAUUUGUCAAAAUUCAAAAUUAGAGAGAAAUCAACAAUCAUGUCUAGUCAUGCUCAUGCACGGUUAAAUCAAAACCACUUGUUCGUAUUGAACGGAUGGACAAUCUUUAGAAUUGUAGCCGAUACUACCUAUUAAGUUUAAGUUAAUAGUAUAACAUUUGGAUGAUCAAUGAAACUGGCGUGGUAUAGUACUGAAA
Molecule: messenger RNA, 2036 nt
Organism: Salvia splendens (bonfire salvia)
Lineage: Eukaryota; Viridiplantae; Streptophyta; Magnoliopsida; Lamiales; Lamiaceae
Product: GDSL esterase/lipase At4g01130
Exons: 5
Coding region: 573-1724 (383 amino acids)
Molecular function (GO): hydrolase activity, acting on ester bonds
Source: RefSeq, a predicted model, not a curated record